UAUUUUAAGAAACGAUGUAAACAAACAUUGAGCUGUCUUUCGCUCGCUUGGACGAACGAAUCGAUCGUUCCGUUUUGGAAAACGUAAUGUCUACGUUCAAUUUCGCUGAGUAAGUCCGGAUUCGUGUGUUCCAGAAACGUCUUGCAUUUGGGUAUAUAAAGGCAGCCACUCCCUGUCGAUAUUCAUACUGCGAUUCAGUGGUAGAAUCUCCGCAAGCAAGAGACAACCGAGUUUCAACGUCUGCGUCCGACGUCAAAACCAGCAAUAACUGAUAACAAAAAGUUAUCUGAAAAUCAGAAACUACCAAGAAUUAUACGCCGCUAGAGAUCAGACCACUUGUUUCACUUUUGACCAGCCAUCUACAACAGGAUUCAACGCAACAUGUCGAUGACAGUGAAAGCAUACCUGAAGCGGGGAGAGAACGCAAAUGCAGAGAUUCGUCGCUUUGUGAUUGACGUUGCUGUGAGUUCAAACUAUGAAUACCUUUCGAAGAAGGUAGCUCAAGUAUUUCCGUCUCUGGGUGACCCCGACAAUUUCACUCUCUCCUGGAAAGAUUCCGACGGAGACAACAUCACUUUCUCCAGCAAUGAUGAGUUGGUAGAAGCCUUGGGUCAGAUAAAUGAUGACAUCUUCCGGAUCUAUGUCAAAGGGAAGAAGAAGUGUUCCCGUGAAGCCCCGUCUACCAGUUCUGAUGACGGCGGUCGGGAGGAGCAGGUGUACCACCCAGGCGUAAUCUGCGACGGGUGCGAGAGUCGAAUCCGCGGUCCGCGGUUCAAGUGCAUCACUUGCCCCGACUAUGACCUGUGUAAGCAGUGCGAAUCCCGAGGCACCCACCCGGAGCACAGUUUCGUCAAGUUCCGCAAGCCUCAAGUCGGCCGCAGCCACCACGGUGGAUUUUUCAACAGACCUGGGAUGUUCCGCCAGUUUGGUCACCCUGGCUGGCGUCACUGGUGGCAGUGGAACCAACAACAGCAGCAGCAACAGCAGGAGCAGCAGGAGGGUGGUACCCAAUCUACUACCCAACAGGAGCAGACCCAGGGGGCUGGUGGCUCUCAAAACAAUGGAGGCUGUCCCAUGGGCCCAGGUCCCUUCUGCCCCCCUCCUCCCCCACCCCCAGGGUGUCACAUGCCACCCCCACCCCCACCUCCACCCCAUGCUUUCCUGAGGGACAUCGGACAGACCGUUGCCCAGAUGCUUGACCCUCUAGGAAUUGAUGUUGAUAUCGACAUCGACCACCAGGGUAACCGUACGCACUGUGCUGGAGAAGCCAAUGCCUGCGGUGGAGGGCGAGGCCGUGGGAGGCAUGGGCGUCGUCACGGGGGCAGAGGUCAGCGGGGAUGCCGAAAGACAUGGCAUGGUGGUGAGCAGACGUCUAUGGAUAUGAGCCAGGAGGAUGCGGAACAACCAGGUCAAGAAGCUUCAAACAACCAAGAUCAGGGAAGCACACAGAAUGAAGCCAGUCAGAAGCAACCACAAGAACCUGUUGAACCAAUGGAGACUACUGUGAAAGACGGAGCUGGUAGAAGUCCUAACGCCUCACCAUCUGGGAGUGAUGAUGCCGACUGGACCAUGCUUGAGAAAACAGGAGGAAAGGCUCCCUCCCAGACUCCACAGGAAGGAUCUACAGUGCAUCAGACUGCUCUGAAUCAGAUGAUGGCGAUGGGCUUUGACAAUGAGGGCGGUUGGUUGACCAGCCUCCUGGAAGCAAAGAAUGGCGACAUCGUCCGCGUCCUUGACGCCAUCAAGAUCGGUCACCAGCCUUCCUUCAGUGGAAACUCCAAGUAAAGCUGUUCCAGAGAGAUUGCAUCGCGUUGCUAUCGUAACCGUAACUUCGUUUAGCUUUGUUACUCUGUAUGUUUUUGA
Lytechinus variegatus (green sea urchin) is the source of this 1863-nucleotide messenger RNA. It is a transcript of the gene sqstm1, whose product is annotated as sequestosome-1-like. NCBI's taxonomy places the organism in Eukaryota, Metazoa, Echinodermata, Echinoidea, Temnopleuroida, Toxopneustidae. Gene Ontology annotation, molecular function: K63-linked polyubiquitin modification-dependent protein binding; zinc ion binding; protein kinase C binding. The transcript has 8 exons. Gene Ontology annotation, cellular component: aggresome; amphisome. Gene Ontology annotation, biological process: aggrephagy; mitophagy; endosome organization. The coding region runs from base 382 to 1785 and encodes 467 amino acids. The record is from RefSeq and is a predicted model, not a curated record.